This is a messenger RNA of Parnassius apollo (apollo), 258 nucleotides long. The record is from the annotation of a GenBank genome assembly. NCBI's taxonomy places the organism in Eukaryota, Metazoa, Arthropoda, Insecta, Lepidoptera, Papilionidae.
AUGACACCUCAAUGGCACAUUUGGGAUUUACCUAGCCAAGACAUUGGGGGAGCCUUCAACGCGCGGGCGCGUUCAAUGGACGACGAAUCUGCUGCUGCCGCGAUUCGAGCGUACUUAUCGCUCGAUGAAGUGGGCUCUCCACUGGCACGCGCAGCUUUACCUCCACAAAUGCCUGAUGAACCAGAAGAUAACUGGGCAGUUGUCGACUAUAUUGAAAUAAGCAAAAACCAAACAACACAGCCUGAUUUAUUUGCCUAA